Molecule: messenger RNA, 1065 nt
Organism: Sclerotinia sclerotiorum 1980 UF-70
Lineage: Eukaryota; Fungi; Ascomycota; Leotiomycetes; Helotiales; Sclerotiniaceae
Exons: 4
Coding region: 1-1065 (354 amino acids)
Source: RefSeq, a predicted model, not a curated record
AUGCCGACUGAAUUAGAAGAGCUUGUCGAUUUCAUAUCCCAUGGCAACACUCAAGUGCGAACGAUCGCCAAAGAUGCGAUUACAAUUCUUAUAAACUUGUCGACAGACAAGGACGUUUUGGAAUAUCUUGCGAGUGAUAAGGAAUUUAUCAAUACAUUACUGGGCAAAUUAACAAACCCCAAGGAACCAAAUGCAAACUUCAUUGCUAUGUUGCUGGCGAAUCUUGCAAAAUGGGACGACUUCAAGCAGAUUAUAACCCUCGAACGUCCUGCGCCGAAAGAAUUAACUUCGAACAAUCGCGCGAUUGAUCAAUUGAUGGAUCUUUUCGUGAAGGGUGCAGAUGGAACAUACAAUACAGAAGCCGACUAUGACUACCUCGCAUAUUUAUUUGCAGAUCUAGCCAAGCACGAAGAAGGAAGGAAAUACUUCCUAACAAAACAGGAAUACGAUGGAGUUGUACCUCUCACGAAAAUGACGGUUUUCACCGAACAUAAAUCAGAUAUUCGUCGAAAAGGUGUUGCGUCGACGAUAAAAAAUGUUGCGUUCGAAAUAGAAUCACACCCCUUGUUCCUGUCAGAGGAUGAGAUCAAUAUAUUACCAUAUUUACUGCUACCUAUCAUGGGAAGUGAGGAAUUUGACGAGGAGGAUACUAUGGCAAUGUUACCAGAUCUACAAUUAUUACCACCAGAUAAAGAGAGAGACAGCGAUCCGACUAUCAUGCAAACCCAUGUGGAAACAUUGAUGCUACUCACAACGACAAGAGAGGGGAGAGAUAUAAUGAGGGAGAUCAAGGUAUACCCAAUAAUAAGGGAAUUACAUUUGAAGAUUGAUCAUGAUGAAAUGAGAGAGGCUUGUGAGAGACUGGUACAGGUUUUGAUGCGGGAUGAAGAGGGGGAAGAGAAAGUAGACUCCGGCAUGAAAACCUUGGCCAGAAGAUCUGACAAGCCUUCUUCAUCUCCAAAGCCAUUCUCAUCACAGUCAAAUGGUGUUGCAGGAAGUUGGGCAUCACAGGAUGCAGAAGACCCUGCAUCAGAUUCGGACGAUGAUAAGAUAGUAGAAGUAUAA